Molecule: messenger RNA, 975 nt
Organism: Marasmius oreades (fairy-ring Marasmius)
Lineage: Eukaryota; Fungi; Basidiomycota; Agaricomycetes; Agaricales; Marasmiaceae
Exons: 6
Coding region: 13-825 (270 amino acids)
Molecular function (GO): hydrolase activity
Source: RefSeq, a predicted model, not a curated record
UUUUCCUGAUGGAUGUUCACUAUGGUGCAUCUGAAGGUGUUACCCAUGAAGGGACUCCUACCGGUACUUUCUAUCGUUCUUCUUGAGCGGCGUAAUGUAAAAACCCCUCUCCAUCUUGAAGGAAAAUGGGAAAAAAUCGGAGGUAUCGACUGUUAUGUCGCAGUACCCGAGGACAACAAAAACCCCGACAAGGUUUUGUUGUUUUUGCCUGACGUGUUCGGCGUCCAAUUUGUCAAUAAUCAACUCCUCGUUUCGGACUUUGCAGCAAAUGGAAUCAAGACAGUCGCAAUUGACUACUUUUUCGGUGACCCAGUGCCGGCCGAUAUCCAAAGCCCCAAUUACAGUGGACCUCCUUUCAACAGAGAGGCCUGGUUUGGGGAUCAUAUGCCGCGAACUCGACCUGCUAUUGACAAAGUAAUCGAAGGAUUGAAAGCGGAGGGUGUAACUGUGUUUGCGGCGACUGGAUAUUGCUGGGGAGCUCGCUACACCUUCGACCUCGCAUUCGACCAUAUCAUCAAAGUGGCCGUCGUAGCGCACCCUUCGUUGCUCAAGAUUCCUGAAGACCUCGAGAAAUACCUUGAAACUUCCGAAGCACCUCUCCUCAUCAACUCCUGCACUGUCGACUCACAAUUUCCUCUCGAAGCUCAAGCGAAAUCCGACGAAAUUCUUGGUGAGGGCAAGUUCAAGCCUGGGUACAAGAGAGAAUAUUUCGAGGGAUGUGAACACGGAUUUGCAGUUCGAGGAGAUAUGGAUGACCCCAAAGUCAAAGCGGGAAAGGAAGGAUCGUUCAAGGCUACGGUGGAGUGGUUGAAGAAGUACUUGUAGUAUUGUCUUCGAGGUAUGGCAUAUACUGUAUUCAAGAAUGUUCGUCAUGAUUGUUGUACUACGAAAGAAAGGAGUCAAGGGAAUGGAGGUUAUCCCACCUGCUUUAAGUCAAAUCGUUAAGCCACACAUGGGAGGCAAUUUAGAUGGCCG